Actinia tenebrosa (Australian red waratah sea anemone) is the source of this 2167-nucleotide messenger RNA. RefSeq names its product dynein regulatory complex subunit 10. Lineage: Eukaryota; Metazoa; Cnidaria; Anthozoa; Actiniaria; Actiniidae. The record is from RefSeq and is a predicted model, not a curated record.
GUGAACAAAGAUGGCGGCGGCGGUCGCUCAUUCCGCUAGAGCAGAAACAACUGCUUCUUUAGCCUCAAGCUUUGAAAACCUUAAUCUAAAAAUCAAAGCAAAGCCUAAAGAAGGGAAUGAUCCGCUAAAAGUUCUUGAUCCUGUUAGGAAAAAGCUCACCUCAGUCGAAGCACAACGAGUCGUCGCUGUUGCUGAUGAAACUAUUCGAAGAAUCGAGGUCGUCACUUUGCUUCCGUACAUUACUGAAAAUCUCGACCGCUUCUCUGUUAUUUUAGGAUCAGACUUGUGUUCUGUAUUAAGGGAACACGAUAGAUUACAAGAUGCUUACAGAAAGGGUCUGGCACGAUAUGAGUUGGAGCAAAAACGUAAUCGUUCAACAACACCACAACAAAUCAGAUUUCAAACUCCUGGUUCAUCAAGAAAGUCGAGUCUCGCUUCUGAAGACAUAAAUGAAAAAGAGCAUGACCUUCCCAUAACGGAGGCUGCCAAAACAAGCCGUCAUAGUUCUUUAGCAAGUGGUAGUGGAAUUUCACAGAAGGAAGAUUUGACAAAAGACCGCGACAGUGAUGGUAGUGAAGUCGAUGUUGAUAGACUUCAACAUUUGGGUGUCCUUGUACAAAACUCUAUUAGGACUGUCCUUCGAAUGUUUUCUACCAACCCUACAGCUAUAACAGCCUUGAAGAAAGAAAGAAGAGAGCGCUCUGUGGAAGCUAACUCAAUGAUUGAUGAACUUUUAAUCCUGCGUGCGAUUUUGUUUGAGAGACUACUGACAACACCAAGUGAGGUUAAGGAUAGAAGUUUCUAUUUGAAGACCGUGAUGGAAAGAGAAAAAAAGUCGAGAGCCAUUGCUAACAAACUACAGGAAGAACUACAGAAAGCUGUUGAUGAUAAAGACAAUGAGAUUUCAAAAAGGAAUGAGAUGAUCCGCAAACUCAAGAAUGAUAUAUACACAAUAGAUAGCAAUUCAGAGGAACAGAACAGAAGGGUUGUCAAUGAGGCAAGCAAACAGGAGACAGCUGAAAUGAAGAACUCUGACGGAAAGAAAUCAAAACUACAGCAAGAAAUAAUUGAACAGAAAAAGAAGCUUGAUACUGAAAGAGCAGCUCACAGAGCUAGUGAACUUGCUCUUAGGAAGCGCAAGUACAAAAUUGAAACUGAAGUAGAAAACUGGAUCCAAAAGUUUGACAGCGAUAUGGGAGAACGCCAGGAUGAGUUUGAUGCUUUAGAUGUUGUUUACACUGAAGAAAAGAAACAGCUACAAGAACUCGAGGAACGAUUCAAAACCCUUGAAAAAGAAUACCUUCAAAUCGUUGAAGAAAGGAGGAUAGCCAAAGAGAGAGCUGAAGCCGCCGAACGUGAGCUGAAUAUGAAGAUUCGCGCCGCUAGACUCAUCCAAGCAAUGUGGCGCGCACACAAGGCGAGAAAAGCACUACAGAAGAAGAAGAAGAAAGGAAAGAAAGGCAAAAAAGGGAAGAAAAGUGGAAAAGGGAAGAAAAAAUAGAAGGUCGAUAUUCUUGGCGCCAAAAAUUUACUCUGGUCGUGUUUAUCGUAAAACACGUCGGGAAGAAAUUUUUAUCGCCGAAUUACUGUAUAGUAUGAAGUUUUUCCUUCUAAGAUUCUUAAAUACUGAGCGUACUUGAGAAUAUCACUGGGCUCUCUUACUCUCAACUGGCUUUUUAAUCGAAGAAUCGUGAUUGGAUAAGGCCCGUUUUCUCAGACUUUGAUUGGUUCUGACUGAAAGCCAUUCCUAUGUCAUACCAUAAAGAAAAAUGACCAGUACUGACGAAAUUCUCUACUGGAUGUAAAAAAAAUCGAUGUAACGAUUGGUUCGUAUUUUAUAGUUUCGCGGUAGAACACUAUAAGAACGAGAAUGAAAAACAUGAAAUAUCUUGUUUAGAAUGUUAGAAUAACGUAUCAUAAAAAUAGCCUUGUAAAAUUAGUAGGUCAAGCAGUGUGUAUUAAAAUUUUAAGAAAUAUUUUUUCAUGAUGCGCAAAACGUUUUUUACCAGUGCAAAGAAAUAGUGGAACAUGUUGGUACUAAAGUUGAUGGUGGUCAACUGAUGCAUGAUGCAUGGUACUGUCAAUGAUGAUGAUAAUGGGGGUCGAUGGAAGGCAAUGAUGAUAUGGAUGAUGAUGGUGAUGAUGAUGAUGGCAAUGACUAUAAUGG